Penicillium subrubescens is the source of this 1050-nucleotide messenger RNA. RefSeq lists its product as uncharacterized. NCBI's taxonomy places the organism in Eukaryota, Fungi, Ascomycota, Eurotiomycetes, Eurotiales, Aspergillaceae. The record is from RefSeq and is a predicted model, not a curated record. Bases 1 to 1050 code for a protein of 349 amino acids. Gene Ontology annotation, molecular function: S-adenosylmethionine-dependent methyltransferase activity. Gene Ontology annotation, biological process: methylation. The transcript has 3 exons.
AUGGGCGACAGCGCGGCUCCUCCAGCGACCAACGAUGUGACCAUGCAAGGCAGUGGUGUCUAUAGCGAUCAUUCCGAUCUGCAGCAUGAAGUCAUGCUACAAGCAUUACCACUCAUCGAAAAAAGCCACAAAAACAAAUAUGAGGCAGCACAAGGUGCCAACUCGAUAAAACCUUUUGAUGAAAUCACGAAAUCGGUUCCAUCAGAGAACCUACAAAUCUUCUUGAAUGACAAACCAAACAACGAUUUCAUCACCCUAUCCUCAACAAUCAGUGAAUGGGCUGGAAGAUUCACCAAAGCACCCUUUGUCGGCAUGAUCCCAGGCAACUUCUACGACCAAAUUCUCCCAGCAAACUCUGUCGACCUCGGCUUUUCACUCGCAUCCGUCCAACACCUGCGCACAACUCGACCAAUGAUGGACGAUAAUCUCCAGCGAAGCCCCAACGCAGACAAACUCCUUCAAGAACAAGCACACAAAGAUCUUUUCCAGUUUCUCCACCACAGAGGAAUAGAAACAAAGCCCGGAGGCUCUCCGGUUCUCUCCUUCCCGAGUAAAUCAAUUUCUGGGCCAUCGGACCUCGUCGGGCCUACUACCUCGAUCUUCGGCGCAUUAAAGCUCAUGCUCGCCGAGGGUAAGGUGUCGAAAAGAGUUCUCUCUUCGCUCAACGAACCUCUCUAUAAUCGGAGCAUGGAAGACGUGCAAUCCACGCUGAACGAAGUCGACGAGGUCUGGGAUAUGCAAGAGUGUUUCGAAAGUCGAGUCGUGCAUCCUGCUUAUUUGGAGCUACAGAAGGUCAAGAGUGACGACGGCUUAGUUGAUGAUGAGACAGCUUGUAAUUAUACGCAUACUAUUAUUCAUUGGGUGACUGCUGUGAUUGCAGGUUACCUCCUCAAGGCUCUGGGAGAUGGAGAUCCAGACAAUUACUCGGAAGGGAGAGGGGGUAAACUUGUGUCGGAGUGGAUUAGGAGGACGAAGGAGUUCUAUUUUGAGCAUUUCAGGAGUGAAGAGGUUUCUAUGUCGUUUAUUCAUAUCUGGCUGCAGAGGAGAUAA